AUGGCGCCUGCGGUGGUGAGUGGCCUCCUUCCACUAUGGGUGUGUCUGCUGCUGACUUCUGGUGCUGGCGAGGCAGGCAAGCUGCUGGUGGUUCCCAUGGAUGGGAGCCACUGGUUUACCAUGCGCUUGGUCGUGGAGAAACUCAUCCAGAGAGGGCACGAGGUGGUUGUAGUCAUCCCAGAGGUGAGUUGGCAACUGGGACAAUCGCUGAAUUGUACAAUGAAGACCUACACGACGUCUCACACUCUUGAGGACUUCAAUCGUGAAUUCAUGGUUUUUGCCAAAACUCAAUGGAAAAUUCGGGAGAAUAAUUUAUUUCACUUAAUAACGGGUUCUUCCAGAGGUAUUUUUGAAAUCAUUUUUUCACAUUGUAGGAGUUUAUUUAAUGACAAAAAAUUAGUGGAAUAUAUAAAGCAGAAUUCAUUUGAUGCCGUGUUCCUGGACCCUUUUGAUAUGUGUGGCUUAAUUGUUGCCAAGUACUUUUCACUGCCCUCCGUGGUCUUUGGAAGGGGCGUAUUUUGCCAUUACCUUGAGGAAGCUACGCAGUGCCCUUAUCCUCUCUCUUACGUGCCCAGAAGUUGGUUGGCAUUCUCAGAUGUCAUGACCUUCAAGGAGAGAAUUUGGAACCUUCUCAUCCACUUGGAGGAGCGCUUAAUAUGCUCCUAUUUUUUCAAAAGCACCUUAGAAAUUGCUUCUGAAGUUCUCGAAACGCAUGUCACACCCUACGAUCUCUUCAGCCACACAUCAAUUUGGUUGUUACGAGCUGACUUUGUUUUGGAACAUCCCAAGCCUGUGAUGCCCAACAUGGUCUACGUUGGCGGCAUCAACUGCCAGCAGGGGAAACCUUUGUCGAAGGAAUUUGAAGCCUACGUCAAUGCUUCCGGAGAACAUGGAAUUGUGGUUUUCUCCCUGGGGUCCAUGGUGUCUGAGAUUCCGGAGAAGAAAGCUAUGGAAAUUGCAGACGCUUUGGGCAAAAUACCUCAAACGGUCUUGUGGCGGUACACCGGAAGUCGGCCAUCGAAUCUUGCCAAGAACACGAUCCUUGUCAAGUGGCUACCCCAAAACGAUCUGCUCGGUCACCCGAAGACGCGUGCCUUCAUCACGCACUCCGGCUCCCACGGUAUUUAUGAAGGAAUAUGCAACGGUGUCCCCAUGGUGAUGCUGCCCUUGUUUGGCGACCAGAUGGACAACGCGAAGCGCAUAGAGACCCGUGGGGCUGGAGUGACCCUGAACGUCCUUGAAAUGACCUCUGAUGACCUAGCGAAUGCCCUAAAAACAGUCAUCAAUGACAAAAGUUACAAGGAAAACAUCAUGCGCCUCUCCAGCCUGCACAAGGACCGCCCUGUGGAGCCGCUGGACCUGGCCGUGUUCUGGGUGGAGUUCGUGAUGAGGCACAAGGGGGCGCCGCACCUGCGGCCAGCCGCCCACGACCUCACCUGGUACCAGUACCACUCCCUGGACGUGAUCGGCUUCCUCCUGGCCAUCGUGCUGACCGUGGCCUUCGUCACCUUUAAGUGCUGUGCCUUUGCCUGGGGGAAGUGCUUUGGGAAGAAGGGGCGGGUGAAGAAAGCACACAAGUCCAAGGUGCACUGAGAAGUGAGAGGGAUGCUGGGUGAAGCUUUGAUCCACUCCCAGCCCAUUCCAAACUUGCAGAGGCAGUAUAAAAUUCGUUUGAUUCUUGUUAAACAAAUGCUUUGCCAUAAAUCAGACAUCCCCACAACUUCUUUUUUGUUGUUUUAAUUAAGUUGAGAAGACGACCUUUGUAUAUUUGGGGCACACUUGGAGCGGAAGAGUGUUGUGGAGCCCUGGAAAGCACUGUGUGAUUUCUGGCCUUGGGGGAACAAUGAAGCUGUUCAAAUUGCUGGGUGCUGUCUGUGAGGGGAUCAUCCGUGAUUGUGCCAAAUGGAUCUGAAUAUGAGCAAACCCCAAACUAGUGCCAGGCCCAUGUAUUUGCACAACUAAAAUUUUAUUAAUAAAUUUGUUUAAUUUCUU
Molecule: messenger RNA, 1992 nt
Organism: Oryctolagus cuniculus (rabbit)
Lineage: Eukaryota; Metazoa; Chordata; Mammalia; Lagomorpha; Leporidae
Gene: UGT1A7
Product: UDP glucuronosyltransferase 1 family, polypeptide A7
Molecular function (GO): UDP-glycosyltransferase activity
Source: RefSeq, marked validated